UGCCGGCGGGCGAGCGGCCGCGGCUCCUGCGCGCAGACCCCCCUCUUGUAUGAGCAGCGAGGCGGCAAAGCGGCAGCGGGGGACACCUGGAGGAGCAUUUCUUCCCCGGGUUUAUGAAUGGCACUGACAUGGAGGAAAUACCGUUUCAGAAAGUCAAGACCAAGAGGAAGAAGUGCUGCCACUGCUGCUGCUCCCCGCCGGCUGCCGCGGCAUCGGGAGUGGGAGCCGGGUUGGGGGACCCCCCUCCCUUGCUGCUGCUGGAUGCCAUCGCCUGCGAGGACGAGUUUGACUGCAAGGAGCUGGAGGCUCUCUUCCAGAGCUACAACCUGAAGCUGGAGCAGACGUCCACCCUCAAGGCGCUGGCCGUCCUCAUCGUGCUCACUGCCAGCCUAGCCCUGGCGGAGCUGCUCUCCGGCCCCAGCCUGACCAUCUCCAAAGGCUCGCACCCGGUGCACUGCAUCAUCUUCCUCUCCCUUUUCAUCGUCACCAAUGUCAAGUACCUGCAGGUCACCCAGCUGCAGCAGAUCGUCAAGCUCACCUUGCUCUUCAGCUUCACCUUCUCCUUCCUCUGCUGCCCCUUCUCUCUCGGCGCCUACGGCAUGGAGCCGCCCAGCGCCCCCGAGCAGGGCAUGUGGCAGCUCAUGCUGGUAACCUUCGUGUCCUACUCGCUGCUUCCCGUCCGGACGCUGCUGGCCAUCGUCUUCGGGCUGGUGGUGUCCGUGUCCCACCUCAUCGUCACCGCCACCUCCGUCAGUGCCAAGCGGCAGCGGCUCUGGAGGACGCUUGUGGCCAAUGCAAUCCUUUUUGUCAGUGUAAAUUUGUAUGGGGUCUUUGUGAGGAUUUUGACAGAAAGGGCUCAGAGGAAGGCAUUCCUUCAGGCCAGGAACUGCAUUGAGGACAGGCUGAGACUGGAGGAUGAAAAUGAAAAACAGGAACGUCUCUUGAUGAGCCUUUUGCCCAGGAAUGUUGCAAUGGAAAUGAAGGAAGACUUCCUGAAACCUCCUGAAAGGAUUUUCCACAAGAUUUACAUUCAAAGGCAUGACAAUGUUAGCAUUUUGUUUGCAGACAUUGUGGGGUUCACUAGUUUGGCAUCACAGUGUACUGCCCAAGAGCUGGUGAAGCUGCUGAAUGAGCUUUUUGGGAAAUUUGAUGAAUUAGCUACAGAAAAUCACUGCAGAAGAAUAAAAAUCCUAGGGGACUGUUACUACUGUGUAUCAGGAUUGACCCAGCCCAAAACAGAUCAUGCCCAUUGCUGUGUUGAAAUGGGACUGGAUAUGAUUGACACCAUCACAUCUGUUGCAGAAGCCACAGAGGUUGAUCUCAACAUGAGAGUUGGAUUGCACACAGGCAGGGUGCUUUGUGGGGUCCUGGGUCUCCGAAAAUGGCAAUAUGAUGUCUGGUCAAAUGAUGUGACAUUAGCUAAUGUAAUGGAAGCUGGAGGAUUGCCUGGGAAAGUUCACAUUACAAAGACCACCUUAGAGUGCCUAAAUGGGGACUACGAGGUAGAACCAGGAUAUGGUCAUGAAAGGAAUAGUUUCUUGAAGAAGCAUAAUAUUGAAACAUAUUUUAUUGUGCCAUCCCAUCGUAGAAAGAUAUUUCCUGGACUGAUUCUCUCAGACAUUAAGCCUGCCAAAAGAAUGAAGUUCAAGACAGUCUGCUACCUGCUUGUCCAGCUCAUGCACUGUCGCAAGAUGUUCAAAGCAGAGAUCCCUUUCUCCAAUGUCAUGACGUGUGAGGAUGAUGACAAGAGGAGAGCAUUAAGGACAGCCUCUGAAAAACUCAGGAAUCGCUCCUCUUUUUCUAACAAUAUUGUGUACAACACUCCGGGAACUCGAGUGAACAGAUACAUCAGCCGCUUGAUAGAGGCCCGGCAAACUGAGUCUGAGAUGGCUGACUUGAACUUCAUCACCCUGAAGUAUAAGCAAAUUGAGCGUGAAAAUAAAUACCACCAGCUUCAGGAUGAGUACUUCACCAGUGCUGUAGUUCUCUCACUAAUUCUAGCUGCCUUAUUUGGCCUUGUCUACCUUCUAAUAAUACCACAGAGUACCGUAGUUCUUGUUCUCCUGGUGUUCUGCAUAUGCUUCCUAGUGGCUUGUAUUAUGUAUCUACAUGUCACACGAGUACAAUGUUUUCCAGGGUGCCUGACAAUACAAAUUCGUACCAUUUUGUGUAUUUUUAUUGUGAUCUUAAUAUACUCUGUGGCUCAAGGCUGUGUGGUUGGCUGCAUGCCUUGGGUUUGGAAUACCAAUUCCAGCAGCUCAAUAGUUAUAAUUUCUCCUGGUGGAACAAAUAAAACAAUGAAUGAACUUCCAUGUGACACAGCCCACUAUGCUUUCCUUUCCUGUGUAGUGGGGACUCUCACCUUGGCAAUAUUUCUACGUGUAUCUUCCUUGCCAAAAAUGAUUCUCCUGCUUUUUGUUACAAUUUUGUACAUAGUUAUUCUGGAACUCAGUGGUUACAGAAAAGCAGUGGGGAGCGGCUCCUUUUACACACGUGGCUAUGAACCAAUACUAGCUAUUUUGCUAUUUUCUUGUGCUUUAGCACUGCAUUCAAGACAGGUGGACUUGAAACUGCGUCUGGACUACCUCUGGGCAGUGCAGGCAGAAGAAGAGAGAGAUGAUAUGGAGAGAGUCAAACUGGAUAAUAAAAGAAUUCUUUUCAACCUGUUGCCGGCCCAUGUUGCACAGCACUUUCUUAUGUCUAAUCCAAGAAAUAUGGACCUUUAUUACCAGUCAUAUUCACAAGUGGGAGUGAUGUUUGCUUCCAUCCCAAAUUUCAAUGAUUUCUACAUCGAAUUGGAUGGCAAUAAUAUGGGAGUGGAAUGUUUACGCUUGUUAAAUGAAAUUAUUGCUGAUUUUGAUGAGCUUAUGGACAAAGAAUAUUAUAAGGAUAUUGAAAAGAUCAAGACAAUUGGAAGUACAUAUAUGGCAGCUGUGGGACUUGUGCCUACUUCAGGAACUAAGGCUAAAAAAUCAAUUUAUUCCCAUCUGAGUACACUGGCAGAUUUUGCAAUAGAGAUGUUUGAUGUUCUUGAUGAAAUCAACUAUCAGUCUUACAAUGACUUUGUCCUACGAGUUGGUAUUAAUGUUGGGCCAGUAGUGGCGGGAGUCAUUGGAGCCAGAAGACCACAGUAUGAUAUCUGGGGGAACACUGUGAAUGUUGCCAGCCGGAUGGAUAGUACUGGAGUGCAGGGAAAGAUUCAGGUGACAGAAGAAGUUCAGCGGAUAUUAAAAAGAUGCAGCUAUGAAUUCGUGUGCAGGGGUAAAGUCAGUGUAAAGGGAAAAGGUGAAAUGUUGACCUAUUUCCUGGAAGGAAAGGCUGAUGGAAAUAAUUCCCAAACACGGUCUUUAAACUUAGAGCGAAAAAUGUACCCUUAUGGGAGAGCAAACAUUCAAACAAAACUGGGCACCAGCUGUCCAUCGGUGUCCUCAGUUGCUAGCUUUACUGCAAAACCUGGUCAUGGAGCAGGUCAAGCAUCUGCCACUCACACAAACCAAACACUGCAUUAUCUUCCUUCUGUGCCAGCUGUGAAGGAGGCAUAGAACAAAGGAGAUUUGGUUGUGCCACUUGCAGUGAACUUGGAGAGCAAUGGUUGCCUGAAUUUUUACUAAGAAGUCAGAGGUCAUAGGCCAAGUCAUUAAUGAAGGACCACUACAACCCAACCAAAGAGAACUUGGGGACUGUGUAAUGAACUCUUGGGAUGGAACAUAUAAGGGCUAGCAAUUCUGUUAUGAAAAGUCAAAAUGGGAUUUUCUGGAAAUGAGGCAUAUUUUCUUGGCAUUUUUAAACAGUAAAUGAAAAAAAAAUAGAUAAACGUGCAAGCAAUUAUUUAUGUGUGUGUGUAUAUAUGUUUUUAUCUAUAUAUACACACACAUACAGACAGUUCUGUGUAGACUUAAUAGAUAUUUAUAGAGAUGAACAUAAAAGUGUGUAUUUAUUUACACAUCUACCUGCAGUGACAUAGAAAAGAGAUUUCUCUUUCUGUCAUAGCCAGAAUUGUUGGGCCUGGGAUUAGUAAAGCUGCAUUUAACCAUGGAAUGUGGGAUGCCUGGAGACUGUCCAGGGCUACUGCAAGACUUUGAGAAACUGCUCCCAGUGCAUGAAUUAAUGCAAUGAGAACAGUGUUUAUUGUGCUGUCAAGGGCAGAUUAACGAGGACUGGAUUCAGCUAAUUACAGAACCCUACAUAUUUUUUUAAGUUCUCAUUGCAUGCUCCACAAAUUUCCAAAAACUUUCAAUCAAAACAUUACACUAGAAUAUAAAGUAGAUAAACCACAGAGUUUAGGCAAAAGAACAAUAUAUAUUAUCUCCAUUAAAAAAAAAUACAAGAGUGAUAGAGCAUAGAAUUUGCUGCCUCUUUGUAGGUCAUUUGACUCUGUGCAAAACAGAGGACCCACCCUGCAAGCACAGCAAUAUGCUUAUGCAAUAUAGAACAUUCCUGUAUGUACAGUGCUGAUUUUACUGAGGAGCAGAAGGAUGGUGUUAUUUAAGGCUUUUAGAAAUAGCACAAGUCCUGUGGCUCAAGUCCAGGAUUUACCAUUCUAAACAGCUCAAAGAAUAGUCCUGUACUGGUGGCAAACAUCUUGUUGCUAGUUUUGUGACAUUUGUAUGUUUGCCAACAUAUUUUUAUAUAUUAAUUGAUUUUUAAAUUUAUGCCACAGUUUUAUUAUACCUUGAUUCUAUCCAGACUCACUGUUUAAAGCUGUACAAUUAUAGAAAGCUAUAAUUCUGAGAAACAAGCACAGUCAUGAUGAGCACUGGUAAAUGUGCCAGGAGAGCAAGGCCUGCUCUUAAUCGGCAUAAAAAGGAAUAUAUUGUGGCUGCUUUUUUCUCUACUGCUGCCCAUAUCAUAUUGUUUAUGGCUUCAUACUGAAAUGAUGAUCCAGAUGUGAAAUAUGGAGUGCAAUUCCAUAGUCAAGGUGGGAGCAGUUGAAGGUCAUCCUACUGAGGGACAUGUACUCCAUGGACAUGUGCCAUAUUGUCCUGACGGGGCUUCACAGGCUGACUAACCUUGGCUGCUUUCCAAAAGAGAAAUAAAACUUUACAUUGUCUAAAAACAUGAAAAACUUCUUUUUAACAAGCAAAACAAUCCAUC
Catharus ustulatus (Swainson's thrush) is the source of this 5094-nucleotide messenger RNA. It is a transcript of the gene ADCY1, whose product is annotated as adenylate cyclase 1. The transcript is spliced from 20 exons. Gene Ontology annotation, biological process: intracellular signal transduction; cAMP biosynthetic process; adenylate cyclase-activating G protein-coupled receptor signaling pathway. Gene Ontology annotation, cellular component: plasma membrane. Gene Ontology annotation, molecular function: adenylate cyclase activity. Lineage: Eukaryota; Metazoa; Chordata; Aves; Passeriformes; Turdidae. The coding region runs from base 114 to 3542 and encodes 1142 amino acids. The record is from RefSeq and is a predicted model, not a curated record.